GUGCCGCGUGUCCCCGUGUCCCCGCGCCGCGGUCCCCGCCUGUCCCGGCGAUGCGGCCGCCGCACCCCUCGAUGCUGCCGCUGCUGCUGCCGCUGCUGCUGCCGCUGCUGCCGCCCGGGGCUCCGGCCGCGCCGCCCGCCCUCACCGACGCCGAGAUCGAAGCCUUCCUGCGGGGCUUCCUCGGCACCGGCGACGGCAGCGAAGCGGACACCGACCUGGGCUUCGGCACCGGCACCGACCCGGGCUUUGGCAUCGACCCGCGGUUUGGCACCGGCACCGGCCCGGGCACCGGCACCGACCCCGGGUCCCCGGAGCGGGUGAAGGAGCCCCAAAAAGCCAAGAAGGGGAAGAAAGAGAAACCUCCCAAACCCACCAAGAAGCCCAAGGAGAGAGCGCGGGGCUCCAAGAAGGACAAGGACAAGGACAAGGACCGGGGUAAGGACAAGCCCCCCAAGACGCCCAAGGAGAAGCCCCCAAAAGGCUCGGAGAAGCCCCCAAAAGGCUCCAAAAAGCCCAAGGAGAAGCCCCCCAAGGAGAAGCCCCCCAAGAAACCCUCUGGCAAGAAGCCACUAGAGCCCCCAACCACCCCCCCGGAGUCCCCCACCAUCCCACUGUCACCGUGGGGUGAGGAAGAGGAUGUGGGGACACCCCACUUCCCAGAGCGGCCAUCGCCCUAUGAGGAGGAGGAAGAUGGAGGUGGGCAAGGGGACCUGGAGGAGCCGAGCAAGCCCUGGGAGGACUGGCACCCCAAGCCCCAGCCUGAGGUCCCAGAACCACCAACACUGGACUACAACGAGCAGCUGGAGCGGGAGGACUACGAGGACUUUGAGUACAUCCGGCAGCAGCAGAAACCCCGCAAGCCCCCAAGCAGGAAGAAACCUGACAGGGUUUGGCCCCAGCCCGAGGAACCAUUGCUGCCAGAGGUGUCCCUGCCACAGCCUGUCCCAUCACCUGUCCUGGUGACUGAAGGGGACUACGAGGAGCCCUUCGAGCACCCCAACUACGAUGAUCUGGAAUACGGGCUGCCCCCCCCGCCGAAGCCCAGGAAGCACCCAGACAAAGGGGACGAGAUGGAGACAGACGAGGAGAAACUCAAACCCUGGAAGCCCAAGAAAGGUGGCAGCAGCAAAGAGGAAGAGGAGGACCCUUGGGCCGAGGAGAAGACCCGGGACCGCAAAGGGAAACCCAAAAAAACAGGAGGGAAGAAGUGGGAUCCAGAUGAGGACGAGUGGGCCCCUCCAGAGGAGAAGACAAGAUGUCCCCCCAUCGGCCUGGAGUCCCACCGCAUCGAGGAUGAUCAGAUCCUGGCCUCCUCCAUGCUGCGCCAUGGGCUGGGUGCCCAGCGCGGGCGCCUCAACAUGCAGGCAGGCACCAACGAGGACGAUUUCUUCGACGGGGCUUGGUGCGCCGAGGAUGACAGCCGAGCACACUGGAUAGAGGUGGACACGCGCCGGACCACCAAGUUCACUGGUGUCAUCACCCAGGGCCGGGACUCCCAGAUCCACGAGGACUUUGUCACCAGCUUCUACGUGGGCUUCAGCAACGACAGCCAGAACUGGGUGAUGUACAGCAACGGCUAUGAGGAAAUGAAGUUUUACGGCAAUGUGGACAAGGACACGCCGGUGUUGACAGAGUUCCCUGAGCCAAUGGCAGCCCGUUACAUCCGCAUCUAUCCCCAGACGUGGAACGGCAGCCUCUGCAUGCGCCUCGAGGUGCUGGGCUGCCCCCUCUCCACCGUCAGCAGCUACUACGCCCAGCAGAAUGAGGUGACUUCCACCGACAACCUGGACUUCCGCCAUCACUCCUACAAGGACAUGAGGCAGCUGAUGAAGGUGGUGAACGAGGAGUGUCCCACCAUCACACGCAUCUACAACAUUGGCAAGAGCUCACGGGGGCUGAAGAUCUACGCCAUGGAGAUCUCAGACAACCCGGGCGAGCAUGAGACGGGUGAGCCCGAGUUCCGGUACACGGCGGGGCUGCAUGGCAACGAGGUGCUGGGCCGGGAGCUGCUUCUCCUGCUGAUGCAGUUCCUGUGCAAGGAGUACCAGGAUGGGAACCCCCGCGUGCGGAGCCUGGUGACCGAGACCCGCAUCCACCUUGUGCCUUCCCUCAACCCUGAUGGCUAUGAGCUGGCCCGUGAGGCGGGAUCCGAGCUGGGCAACUGGGCUCUGGGCCACUGGACAGAGGAGGGCUACGACCUCUUUGAGAACUUCCCUGACUUGGCAUCAGCACUGUGGGCAGCUGAGGAAAGGAAGCUAGUGCCCCAGAAGUUCCCCAACCACCACAUCCCUGUCCCGGAGCACUACUUAGCUGAGGAUGCCACGGUGGCGGUGGAGACACGAGCUAUCAUGGCAUGGAUGGACAAGAACCCCUUCGUGCUUGGAGCCAACCUACAGGGUGGGGAGAAGCUGGUGUCCUACCCCUUUGACACAGCCCGGCCCAUCAGUGAGACACCGUCAGCCGCUCCUCGCCCACCAGACGACUAUGAAGACGACAACCCCGAGUUGCAGGAGACACCCGACCAUGCCAUCUUCCGCUGGCUCGCCAUCUCCUACGCCUCAGCCCACCUCACCAUGACCGAGACCUUCCGCGGGGGCUGCCACACACAGGACAUGACCAAUGCCAUGGGCAUCGUGCAGGGGGCCAAGUGGCACCCCCGGGCUGGCAGCAUGAAUGACUUCAGCUACCUGCAUACCAACUGCCUAGAGCUCUCCAUCUACCUGGGCUGCGACAAGUUCCCCCACGAGAGUGAGCUCCAGCAGGAGUGGGAGAACAACAAGGAGUCACUGCUGACCUUCAUGGAACAGGUCCAUCGGGGUAUCAAGGGCAUGGUGACAGACCAGCAGGGAGACCCCAUCGCCAAUGCCACUAUUGUUGUGGGGGGCAUCAACCACAACAUCCAGACAGCCAGCGGCGGGGACUAUUGGCGCAUCCUGAACCCGGGCGAGUACCGUGUCUCGGCUCGGGCUGAGGGCUACAACCCCAGCGUCAAGACCUGCAAUGUCUUCUACGACAUCGGAGCCACCCAAUGCAACUUUGUCCUCUCACGUUCCAACUGGAAACGCAUCCGGGAGAUCAUGGCUAUGAACGGGAACCGGCCCAUCCGCCGCAUCAUACCUGGCCGCCCCAUGACACCCCGCGAACGCAUGCGCCUGCGUAUGCGCCUCCGGCAUCGCAUGCGGCUCAGGCAGCAGAUGAGGCUGCGGCGUCUCAACGCCACCACGGUUGCCAGUGGCCCCAUGGCGCCACUGACCACCACAGCCUUGCCAUUCCCCUUCAGCAGCACUGCCUACGCACCCUGGAGCCAAGAGCCACCCACAGCCGGCACCUGGGAGAUGGAGACCGAAACUGAGGUGGUGACUGAGCUGGUGACAGAGACGGAGGCCUGGGAGCUAGGGACAGGGACUGCACAGCCCUUCACCACAGCCGAGACCUACACCGUGAACUUUGGGGACUAAAAAAUGCAUGUCUCUUCGCUUCUGCCUUGAGCCAGGGCUGGAUGCUUGUGGCCAGUUUGGUUUUGCCUGCCACAGGCUCCGGCAUCCGCUUCCAAAGUCUUCCUCGAGCCACAAGCAGCCCGCUCCGGGUGGGCUCCAGCUCCUCACCCAUGCUGCUUCCUAGGACUGCAGGGCACGUCAUGCCAAUGCUCGCCCCGAAGGCCAAGUGGCUGCUGGGCUCUGGAGACAGGCAGGAAAGGUCUGGGCAGUGCCAGCACUUGCCUGGCAAGGGAGGGGGCAAAGCAGGACCCAGUCCUCACCUCAUCCCCGUCUCCCGGCACACCAGGGUUGGCAGGGGUGGUCCUGCUCUCCAGGGCAGGGCCCACAUGGAGGCAGACGCAGCCCCUGUCAUCUCCACACAAGUU
This is a messenger RNA of Cuculus canorus (common cuckoo), 3862 nucleotides long. RefSeq names its product AE binding protein 1 (gene AEBP1). The coding region runs from base 51 to 3458 and encodes 1135 amino acids. Gene Ontology annotation, molecular function: DNA-binding transcription repressor activity, RNA polymerase II-specific; metallocarboxypeptidase activity; RNA polymerase II transcription regulatory region sequence-specific DNA binding. NCBI's taxonomy places the organism in Eukaryota, Metazoa, Chordata, Aves, Cuculiformes, Cuculidae. The record is from RefSeq and is a predicted model, not a curated record. The transcript is spliced from 21 exons. Gene Ontology annotation, biological process: negative regulation of transcription by RNA polymerase II; proteolysis.